Molecule: messenger RNA, 666 nt
Organism: Hydra vulgaris (swiftwater hydra)
Lineage: Eukaryota; Metazoa; Cnidaria; Hydrozoa; Anthoathecata; Hydridae
Molecular function (GO): protein dimerization activity
Source: RefSeq, a predicted model, not a curated record
AUGGUGGAUUCCGAGAAGUAUCCACCAAUGGGAUUUAUUUACGAAGCUAUGGAUAGGGCUAAAGAAAAAAUUGCUCAAAAUCUAAAUCAUGAUGUUAUAAAGUAUCAGAUUGUUUGGGAUAUUGUGGAUAGUCGGUGGGAUCGUCUACUUCACACACAUUUGCACGCUGCUGCAUAUUUUCUAAAUCCUCAUUUCCAAUAUGAACCUUCAUUCUCUUCUCAUCAUGAGAUUAAAUUGGGACUUUAUUCUUGCAUGGAGCGAUUAAUUGGCGGUUCAGAAGAAAGAGAGAAAGUGGAUUUGCCGAUCGAUUCUUUUCGAAAUGCACAAGGUUUAUUUGGACGGGUAAAUGCAGUAAGCACGAGGAAGAAGAGAAGUCCAGCGGAUUGGUGGAGAGCUUUUGGAGAUCAAACGCCUAAACUUGCAAAAUUUGCAAUUAGAACCUUGAGCUUGACUUCUAGUGCUUCUGGAUGUGAACGGGAUUGGAGCUCCUUUAAUCAAUAUUUUAAUGAACAGGUGCAUACAAAGAGAAGAAAUCGCUUGAAGCAAGCGAAACUCAAUGAUUUGGUUUACAUUAUGUUCAAUUUAAAACUAAAACUCAGCGAGUUAAAGAAGAAAACAAUUAAAGAUUCCCUUUGUUUGGAUGAUGUAGACUCUGGCGAUGAAUGA